GGUAAAAGUUAAGGACUAGUUUGCACUUUACCAAAAAAGGCCAAAACGCUUUAUAUAUUUGUCCCGUGGCCUUUUUCUUGCUUCCCAACAAAGCGCGUUCCUUUCUUCCAAGAAUCACUGCUAUUGCUAAGCCCUAUUUGGACGCAGCAGUUAUCGUUCCAACUUUACAAAUAUGACAGAAAUGGAGGUUUAUGAUGAGAGUGAAGCCAUUCUUCGUGAAAAGAGCCUUAUACAUGUUAUCUUUUCUUGGUCUUUUAAGGAUGUCCUUAACAAAGACCUUUAUAAAGACAAGGUGAAGAACAUCCCUUUGACAUUUCAGUCCAUCACUUUGUAUAUGAAGUCAUUCGUCUUCCCUCUUAUAGAGGAAACACAUGCUGAUUUGUCUUCUAGCUUUGAUAAAGUGGCAAGUGCAUCGAUAUGCAAAAUAUUUUCUAUUGAGGAAGCGGAGAGCAGUAAGCCAUCUGAUAAAUGCUUAUACAUUAUUGAGGUGGAAAAGAAAGAGAUCAGUAGUGAUGGCAGAGCAUAUGAACCUGAGACGGGGGAUCUACUUGCCAUUACAGAUGUAAGACCAACGUGUGUCGAUGAUCUAAACAGACCCACAAUGUCCUAUUUACUUGCUCUGGUUCAACGAGUGACAGAUGAGAAAGAUUAUAUCAAGAUCAAGGUCUUUUCAUCGAGGCCCUUCUUGGUUGAACAGGGCACUUGGAAAAGUCAUAUAAAAGACUCUUUGUUCUUGGUUUCUCUUAUAAAUACGACAACAAAUACACGCAUUUGGAGUUCAUUGAGCUUCGGACUGGAAAGGCAAAACUCUGAAGUCAUUCGGAAAGUACUGGAACCUGGAUUUUCUGUGACGGGUAAGGAUAAAUGUAAUCUCUGUUUGCAAGGGGAAGUGUAUAGAUUAUGCAGAUCAAAGAUCCUUGCAACAAAUCGGUCAAUCAAUCUUAAUGAUUCCCAACAAGAAGCAGUGUUGAACUGUCUCGCGACACAAUAUUGCCAUCACGAGAACACGACUAAACUAAUCUGGGGUCCUCCUGGAACAGGGAAAACGAAGACAGUUAGUGCAUUGUUGUUUCUACUUCUGAGCCUCAAUUGCAGAACAGUAACUUGUGCUCCAACUAAUGUUGCAGUCCUAGAAGUUUCUAGACGAGUUUUGAGGCUUGUGCUGGAGUCAUCUGAAUUUUUGACUUACGGUCUAGGGGAUAUAAUUUUGUUUGGAAACAGAAAACGAAUGAAUUUCGAUAACCAAGAUGCGCUACUUCAUAUUUUUCUUGAUCAUCGUGCUAAAGUUCUAGCAAGGUGCUUUACUCCUGCCUCUGGCUGGAAUUACUCAUUGCAGUAUUUGAUAACACUACUUGAAGACACUGAAAUGUUGUACCAGUUUUAUUCCAUAAAUGGUCAAGAGGAAGAUGCUGAUGCCGAACUUUUUCAGGAAUAUUAUAAUAAUGCUAAUUAUAAUAAACAAAGCCUGAAUAAGGAGGACAAAACCCCGAGGUUAUGUGCUCAAGACUUCAAGGACGAGUGGAACAAGAGACUUUGGCAAGUAAUUUCUAAAACAAUAAAAUUGAAUGAUGAAAGUCAACUUGACAGAGGGUUUUCUCGGAAAAAGAAACAUUCAAGAUCUGUUCCUAGAAAGUGUCAUAAUGAUUUUCAUCAAACUAAAGAAAGGUUAAAUUUUGAGGACUUUGUGACUAGCAGAUUAAAUUGCAAACUGGAGGCUUUUACUUUCUAUGUUGUUAACUUUGUCAUGCACUUGCCAACUUCACUCCUGUCCGUAGUGGUGGCAAAAGACAUGAUCAAAGCUGUAAACUUACUUAACUCACUUAGUAGCUUAUUGCAAAGUAUUACCUUUAAGGGUAGAAACUUGAAAGAAGUCUUUGUUAGAAACAAAGAAGUGGAGAGACAAGUGACUGGCGACUCUUCUGAUGCAGAAUUGGCCAAACAAGAGUGCCUUAAGAUACUCAAAUCCCUUCCUAACAGAUUUUUUGAACCUGAAGAUGAGUUCUCAAUAAAAAAUCAAAUUUUGAAAAAUGCAUGCCUGAUUUUCUGUACUGCUUCAAGCUCCUUCAAAUUGCAUGAUACAGAUGCUGAAUUGCUGGUUAUUGAUGAAGCUGCUCAGCUUAAAGAAUGCGAGUCAACUAUCCCUCUACAGAUUCCUGGUCUCCGUCAUGCUAUACUCAUAGGGGACGAGUGGCAACUGCCUGCCAUGGUUAAAAGCAAGGUUUGCGAGGAGGCCAAGUUUGGGCGGAGCUUGUUUGAGAGGUUGGCACUUCUGCGAUUCAAGAAACACCUUCUUAAUGUCCAGUAUAGGAUGCACCCGUCAAUAAGUUCAUUUCCCAAUAGAGAAUUCUACCAGAAUCAGAUUGUAGAUGCUCCAAAUGUCAGAAGUGCAGGAUAUCAGAAGCAAUACCUUGAAGGUGAAAAUUAUGGUGCUUAUUCUUUUAUCAAUGUAGCAUGUGGAAACGAAGAAGUCGUUGAUGGGCAUAGCAUCCGGAACAUGGUAGAGGUAGUGGUAGUUUGUGAGGUAGUUGCCAACCUCUUCAAAGGAUUCAUUGCCUCGGGAGAAAGGAUUAGUAUUGGUAUUAUAUCACCAUACAAUGCUCAAAUUGCUGCAAUCAAAGAGAACCUUGGAACUAAAUAUAGUACUGAUGAUGAGAGUGACUUCUCGGUGGAUGUCCGAUCAGUUGAUGGUUUUCAAGGAGGUGAGAAGGAUUUAAUAAUAAUCUCAGCGGUACGCUCCAAUGCGAACAGAUCAAUUGGCUUCCUUUCUAAUAGUCAAAGGGUUAAUGUAGCACUAACUAGAGCAAGGCACUGCCUCUGGAUAUUUGGCAAUGAAGCAACAUUAAAAAGCAGCGGUUCUGUUUGGAAGAAACUUGUACAUGAUGCUCGGGUUAGGGGCUGCUUCCAUGAUGCUCAGAAUGACAAGGACUUGGUGAAAGCUAUGGCAGCUGCCUUGAUAGAUAUUGACCUUCUUGACAUUAAAAUACGCCUUUAUUCAGUACUUUUUCAAGGAACAAGGUGGAAGGUAAGUGUUGAUGAUAACUUUUGGAAAGCAAUGGAGAAAAUUAAAAGCAUAGAAGUCCGUAAGAAAGCAAUUUCCAUAUUGAUGAAGCUUUCUAGUGAUUGGCAAUGGCCUCGCACUGAACAUAUCACUGUCUUAAACGGGAUGUCUACUCAACUCUUGGAGCUCUGUCCUAUUGAUGGGCUCCUUCAUAUUGUUCUGACUCUUGAGACUGUUAUGGAGACCUCAAGUUAUGUUGAUGUCAUGCGGGUUUGGGAUAUUCGGCCACUGACAGAUAUACCAAACCUCGAUCCUUUGCUUAUCUUGUGCAAGCAGUUUGAUGCUCUUCAUUUGAAAGAUGAGUUAUAGCCGUCCAUUGGGAGUUCAUCAUCAGGUAGGUUUAUCUUGAAAAGUGCGCGUGUUUGCAUAUGUUAGAGCAUGUGUCUAACGUUACCCCAAAUACCUUCUGAGCCCAAAUCUAUGUCAGUGUACAUACAGUUUUUUAGGGUGAAACAUAGUAAAUCUUUUGAUUCUGGAACAAACUAAACUGCUGCGUGAUAACGUAAGAAAAACUUAAGAAUGUAGGUGUUAAGGAAGUUCAUCUAAACUUCACAAACUUGAUCCUGGUGUUUGACUACCAAAGGCAGCGCAUGCGCCAGCUCCAAACAUAUUGAAUCCAAAUUGAUCUUUUAAUUGCCUAAACGCUGAAGUAGUCGUUUGGUGACCUUUCUAUGCAGUUAAUAAUCUUGAGGUUAGAGCAUCUGAUGGCUUGAAGUUACUGAAGUGUGCAUACAUGAUAUAUACAAGAUUAGUAGGGCAUUUUUUGUAGAGAUGUGGAAAUGAUACAACUUUUUGAGACUGUUUUUUUAAUGUGCAUAUAUAGGAUUGGUUCCACUCAGUAUAGAAUGGGAAAAAGUUCUCUUUAAUGUGCAUAGAUAGGAUUAGUUUCAUGCAGUUAUAGAAUGUGGAAGAAGUUGAUACGGGAAAUCUUUUUGAGGGGCUAGAAUAUUAUGUUGUGUACUUUCAGUUUGCAGCUAUCCCAUCAAUGGAGCUAACCACUUCCCUUGGUUUGCAUUUAUGUCAGAUCUCACCAUUUGAACUCAUUUUGUUUUUUUAGCCUAAAUAGUUCGAGCUUGUAGUUUUACUUGUCAAAUCUUAUACAUAUUCUUGAAGCAAACUUAUCUGAAAGAAACAAAGCACAAUGAGAUUCAACCCAAACAUUUUGGAGUAAAGUAGAACAUUAUAGAUUUCGCUGGAGAUAUUUAUACAGCUGAUGUAGGACUUUGUACAUUUUUAAUAAAAUAUUACCAGUGCUCCUAAUUAUAGGGUUUGUGCGUGAA
Messenger RNA from Nicotiana attenuata, 4338 nucleotides. RefSeq lists its product as uncharacterized. Lineage: Eukaryota; Viridiplantae; Streptophyta; Magnoliopsida; Solanales; Solanaceae. The record is from RefSeq and is a predicted model, not a curated record. The transcript is spliced from 8 exons. The coding region runs from base 173 to 3367 and encodes 1064 amino acids. Gene Ontology annotation, molecular function: helicase activity.